Molecule: messenger RNA, 1285 nt
Organism: Perognathus longimembris pacificus (Pacific pocket mouse)
Lineage: Eukaryota; Metazoa; Chordata; Mammalia; Rodentia; Heteromyidae
Gene: Rab3a
Product: RAB3A, member RAS oncogene family
Exons: 5
Coding region: 104-766 (220 amino acids)
Biological process (GO): regulation of synaptic vesicle fusion to presynaptic active zone membrane; protein localization to plasma membrane; protein secretion
Cellular component (GO): plasma membrane; endosome; synaptic vesicle membrane
Molecular function (GO): GTP binding; GTPase activity
Source: RefSeq, a predicted model, not a curated record
GGGCCCAAGCCGCCGCCGCCGCCGCCGCGCAGCCCCGCGACCGCUUAUCGGGGUUCUCGAAUCGCCGCCGUCCCGCACCACCGCCGCAUCCAAGCAGGGCAAGAUGGCCUCGGCCACUGAUGCGCGCUAUGGCCAGAAGGAGUCUGCGGACCAGAACUUUGACUACAUGUUCAAGAUCCUCAUCAUCGGAAACAGCAGCGUGGGCAAGACGUCCUUUCUGUUCCGCUACGCAGAUGACUCCUUCACUCCUGCCUUCGUGAGCACCGUGGGCAUCGACUUCAAGGUGAAGACCAUCUACCGCAACGACAAGAGGAUCAAGCUGCAGAUCUGGGACACAGCAGGGCAGGAGCGAUACCGCACCAUCACCACCGCCUACUACCGUGGUGCCAUGGGCUUCAUCCUCAUGUACGACAUCACCAAUGAGGAGUCCUUCAAUGCUGUGCAGGACUGGUCAACUCAGAUCAAGACUUACUCCUGGGACAACGCCCAGGUGCUGCUGGUGGGGAACAAGUGUGACAUGGAGGAGGAGAGGGUGGUGUCCUCGGAACGUGGCCGCCAGCUGGCUGACCACCUUGGUUUCGAGUUCUUUGAGGCAAGUGCAAAAGACAACAUCAACGUGAAGCAGACCUUUGAGCGCCUGGUGGACGUCAUCUGCGAGAAGAUGUCCGAGUCCCUGGACACUGCUGACCCUGCAGUCACUGGCACCAAGCAGGGCCCACAGCUCACCGACCAGCAGGCGCCACCGCACCAGGACUGCGCCUGCUGAGGCCCUGCCUGCCGGGCCCCACCUCCAGGGGAUGGAGCCCCUCCCCACCCUCACCCACCUUAUUUAUUAUUGUAGUUAUUUAUUUAUUUAUUGAAGGUGUCUCCCCCAGGAGUAGGGCUCCCGUCCCCCCACCCUCUGUACAUACAACCCCUGCUGCCAUGGCGUGUCGUGGUCACCGCUCACCUUUUGAACCCCCACCACAGUCACUGGUUGUGAAGAAGGGGCUAGAUGAUACCCCAGAGCAGGCUGAGGGCGAUAGGUAGGUGGCCAGGUCUGUCAGCCUCCAGGCUCUGAUUUGGGGUACUGAGGCCGUUGCGCGGAGGCCUCCAUGUGGACCACCUGCUGUGGUGUUCUCCUACAAAGUUUCCUCUUUCUGGUGGGUGGGGUACUGAGGGGGGGUGUAUCCGCCACUUUGGGGCCCCCUAAACUGUUCUGGUGUCGCGAGUGUCAAACGUGCCCCCCAACUCCCCUAAAGAUGUCAUGACACUACUGAAAACCUAUUAAAGCGAAUGGACCACA